Molecule: messenger RNA, 1764 nt
Organism: Populus nigra (black poplar)
Lineage: Eukaryota; Viridiplantae; Streptophyta; Magnoliopsida; Malpighiales; Salicaceae
Exons: 6
Coding region: 192-1568 (458 amino acids)
Biological process (GO): microtubule anchoring at mitotic spindle pole body; mitotic sister chromatid segregation; protein localization to mitotic spindle pole body
Cellular component (GO): MWP complex; mitotic spindle; microtubule organizing center
Molecular function (GO): protein binding
Source: RefSeq, a predicted model, not a curated record
UUUACUUUACUGCCGGGUCUCCAACAGUCAAAACAAAAAAGAUGUCGUCUUCCUCCCAUCCCAUCUACUCGAAAAUUUAAACUCCAAGGAUCCAUACAGGCGCUAGCAUUGCUCGAUCGAUCAAAAAAAUGAUAAGAAGUUGGCCGAUUUCAGAACUUAGAUCGAUAGUUAGAGCUUAAAAAAGAGUGAAAAUGGAGUUUACUGAAGCUUAUAAGCAGACGGGUCCUUGUUGUUUCUCUCCUAAUUCCCGUUACAUCGCUGUAGCUGUUGAUUACCGUCUUGUGAUUCGCGACACACUUUCUUUUAAGGUUGUGCAGUUGUUUUCAUGCUUGGAUAAAAUAAGCCAUGUAGAAUGGGCAAAUGAUUCUGAGUACAUCCUUUGUGGUCUGUAUAAAAGACCGAUGAUACAAGCAUGGUCAUUGACUCAACCUGAAUGGACAUGCAAAAUAGAUGAAGGUCCUGCUGGUAUUGCUUAUGCUAGAUGGAGUCCCGACAGCCGUCACAUACUUACCACUUCAGAUUUUCAGUUGAGGCUAACAGUUUGGUCGCUUUUGAACACAGCAUGUGUUCAUGUCCAGGGACCAAAGCAUGGCUCUAAAGGGGUUUCUUUUACUAAAGAUGGGAAAUUUGCUGCGAUUUGUACGAGGCGUGAUUGCAAGGAUUAUGUAAAUCUACUGUCGUGUCAUACAUGGGAGAUAAUGGGUGCAUUUGCUGUUGAUACGUUGGACUUAGCUGAUAUAGAGUGGUCACCGGAUGAUAGUGCUAUUGUAAUAUGGGAUUCACCACUUGAAUACAAGGUUCUAAUUUAUUCCCCAGAUGGGAGGUGCCUAUCCAAGUACCAAGCAUAUGAAAGUGGGCUAGGUGUAAAAAGUGUUUCAUGGUCUCCUUGUGGCCAGUAUCUAGCCGUGGGUAGUUAUGAUCAGAUGUUGCGGGUUCUGAAUCACCUAACUUGGAAAACAUUUGCUGAAUUCAUGCAUCUAUCAACCGUUCGUGGUCCCUGUUGUGCUGCUGUUUUCAAGGAGGUGGAUGAGCCAUUGCACCUCAAUAUGUCUGAGUUAUGUUUGAGCAAUGAAUUUCUCCAAGGAAAUUCUGAUGUUUCAGAAGGACACUUCAGAGUCAUGUACGAGGUUACUGAAGUACCUAUUAGUUUGCCUUUCCAGAAGCCUCCUGCAGACAAACCGAAUCCUAAACAAGGCAUUGGUCUUAUGUCAUGGAGUAAAGACAGCCGAUAUAUUUAUACACGUAAUGAUAGCAUGCCCACUGCUCUGUGGAUAUGGGAUAUACACCAUCUAGAGCUUGCUGCCAUCUUGGUGCAGAAGGAUCCCAUACGUGCAGCAGCAUGGGACCCAACAUGCUCACGUCUUGUUCUCUGCACUGGUAGCUCUCACUUGUAUAUGUGGACCCCUUCAGGUGCUUACUGCGUGAGCAAUCCACUGCCACAGUUUAACAUAAAUGAUUUGAAAUGGAAUUCAGAUGGAAGCUGUCUUCUCCUCAAAGACAAGGACUCGUUCUGCUGUGCGGCUGUGUCCUUAAUGCCAGAAUCUAGUGAAUACAGUUCAGAUGAUUGAGACUUAUCUCCAUCUUUUAGUCUAGAUGGCUUGCGAACUUAGCCAAAAAAAAUGUACUAUAAAAACAGGGCAUCAAUGUUUAACUAUGUAUUCUGAUUCCCUUUAUGUCUGUAACAAGGUAUGUUCGUAGGGCUCCCAUUUGUGGUUGAGAAAUUUUAACAAAAAUUGGUUCGCUAAUUUAAUUUUUUUUAGUGAA